Fonsecaea nubica is the source of this 969-nucleotide messenger RNA. RefSeq lists its product as hypothetical. The transcript has 3 exons. The coding region runs from base 1 to 969 and encodes 322 amino acids. NCBI's taxonomy places the organism in Eukaryota, Fungi, Ascomycota, Eurotiomycetes, Chaetothyriales, Herpotrichiellaceae. The record is from RefSeq and is a predicted model, not a curated record.
AUGUCUUCUCUCCUGGAUUCCAACACGUUCAAUCCGGACACGGAUAUUCCUGAUUUGUCAGGCAAGAACUAUAUCGUCACCGGAGGCAGCGCUGGGAUAGGCUUUGGGAUCGCCGCACAUCUCCUGCAGCAUCAUGCUGAAAACGUCACUAUCCUGUCCAACAAGGAGGACCAUGCUCAUUCCGCCCUCGAAGAGCUGAGAGAGUAUGGAGACGCGAGCAAGGCCUAUUGGGUGAAAUGUGAUCUCGAGGAUCUCAAGCUCACGCAAAAGGUGGCCGACGACUUGGCAAGCUCGCAGGACAAGCUCCACGGUCUCAUCCUCAAUGCCGGACUGGGCGUCGGAGUCUAUAACGAGACCAAAGACAAGCUCGAUUCACACUUCCAGGUCAAUCACCUUUCGCAAUUCCUCCUCCUCCUGAAGCUCCUCCCUCGACUGCAAAACACUCCAGGAGCUCGCGUGGUCUUUGAGUCGUCCGAACUGCAUCGCGGUGCGGACGCCAACGUGCAAUUCGAGAACGAAGCAGAGAUCAAUCAGGACAUUGGGCCUACGAAGCUCUACAACCGGACCAAACUUGCUCAAAUCUUGACCACGCGGGCUCUCCAGCGCCGGAUCGAGAAUGGCCAGCUAGGCUUUCAAGCGGGUCAAAAAAUCUAUGUCAAUGCGGUUCAUCCAGGAGCUGUCGCGACUGAUCAACCACUUCAAGCUGAAGAAGCGUAUGGGAAGCUAGGCGUGGUCGGUCAUGCGCUUGUCAGACCUUUCAUGAAAGAUCCUAUUGCGCAUGGGUGUCGACCAGCGCUGUAUGCAGCGACAAGUCCGGAGAUCGAGGAGAAAGGUAUUACUGCACAAUAUAUCGUGCCUGAUAAGAAAGUGACAGAUCCAAGUAGUAAGGCUACUGAUGAGGAGCUGGGCGAGCGAUUAUGGAGGCUAAGUGAACAAUUACUCAAAGACAGACUAGGUGAAAUUUCAUAG